AUGGAAUGCCAUCGCCCCCGAACUGUCAGUAGCUCUCCCGCUUUCUUGUCGAGAUCCUUCUCCUCCGCUAGUCCAAAAGGUUCCGGCCACGACAAACAUCAGCCUCCAGUUCAGCCCCUCGAUUUGACAGUGCUGUCACGUGUAGCGCAAGCUGCAGCCUGUAAAACAUGUUCACUUUCUCACGUUACUCAGACCCAGCGAUCAGCACGGGAUCGCCCAAUUUAUCGUCGUGUUGUGGCCCGAAUCGCAAGUGAAGCAAGAAACGAAUCUGAUACCAACCGCAGUGAUUCUGCCACUUUUCCUGCUAGUCCCUUUUCAGUUGUGGGUGUGCAUGCGGAAGCAAGAACUGGUGUUUCACGCCUCAGCUCACCAGUUGGCGGUUCGAGUGACCCGUCCACGAGACAACACACUCGACAACUCUCUCAGCAAAAGAGUAAUUUGCACAGGCCAGGAGAUGAAACCAAAUCUCUGCCUUCGUCUUCCUCGCCAGUCGGUGUCACGAGAGUUUACAAGUGUUCAGAAGCAAGCAAAAUUCCUCUCGGUUCCUCCGCGGCAAUUUCGUCUCGAUUGCCGCGGACCAAUGGUGAGACCACGACCCGUUUGACGGGCCGCAAUCUCGUCCGGGUGCCUUCAACUGGAGUGCACGGACCGGCAUCACCGAAUCACUUGCCAGCUUCCAGGAUCUCUUCAUCCCCGUCUGAGCCUCUCAGCGUCCGACCUACUCCACGAGCUCUGCUCGCUUCUGGGCAGAUAACGACACCGCCAUCAGCCACGACAGAAGUACCCGGUGGAUCCCCCAAGAGAUGGGCUGCCUGGACGAAUCGACAGUCGCCGCUUCCUUUCGUGUCACCGAGAAACGCUGAAUUUUCUGGCUCGGUCGUCAUCACCAGCGGCGGAAACCCAGGAGGUUGGAGUGUGUGUACAGCUCGGAGCAAUUCGGCAGAGACCUGCGGAGCUUUAACUCGUGCCUUCAGGCGAAGCACAAGGCAUCCUCUGACACAGACUGAGAGCGGCGGAAGAAACAGCCGCUCGAAACAUACCACUUGUCAUAAUGUAGACAGCUUACACAUGUCCGCACCGCGUGUGCGGACUGAGGACGCAGCUGGGGAUGACCCCCACGAAGCAAAAAAGCGGUUCGUGGAUCCAGCCACAUAUACACGUCUCCCGCCUGAGGUGUGGGUGUUCAAGUACCAACCGCCCGUGGGACUGUCCUCAUCUGAAGCAGAUACGUCAGUUGUGAAACAGCGGGGGUCCGCCGUUGUUGACGACUAUGAAGGACUAGGUCGUAGCACGUGUGACUCCGGCGGCAUCCCGCCGUCAGAUCCUGGCCACAUAGGGAAGGAAAUAGCAUUUCCUCUGGAAUAUCCUCACGGACACCAGCAAGCAGAUUUUCUGUGCUCCUCGAUCCCAACUCUCCUGCGAGUGUACCACGUUCCGACGCUGUUCAGUCUGAAAAAUGGACUCUCUGGGACGUCCAAAUUUCCCUGGCCGCCGCCUCCUUCGGAAAUGAAAGUUGAAACCUUGCAGGUUGCUCCACUAGGUGAGAACGAAAGCCCUGCAGACAGGGCAGACAACAGGGACCGGAAUACAGUGGACUGCCACGAUGUUUUUUUGCCGCCUUGGCAACCUCACAUCUCACCAGCCGAAGGUUCCCCUUCUACCCCGGAGGUGGCGGUCACCUUGAGGCAACCGAAGGUAUUGUCAGGCACACACCGAAGCCGCAGCCGAGGAAGCGCUGUACCAUCACAGUCGCCGAGGGAAGCAGAGGACGCAUCUCGUUCUCUUUCGGUUUCCUCACCUCCGGCUUCUCCUCCGAACGGAUUUCUCGCAAGAGGCCUCCAAGCUGUUCACAAAGGUCGGAGCCAGCAGAAGUGGUGGCGCGGCCUGACGCAAGCAAUGGACGUGGCGCUUUCUGAGUUGUGUAGACAGCUAAAAUUGUUUGCUCCUUUCCACGCGAGCUGUGUCGACAAACUGCGGCAGAGCCUCGCGGCGUACGGCGAAAUCUACGAUGCGUCUGUGGCAGAGAUUUUCUCUGAACUCCAAACGGCACUUCUGGAAAUAUACAAGGCGGAGGUCAGUUUGCGUCGGGAGGCGCGCCAGACGUCAAGGCGUCUGGAAGUCCUCGAAGAAAAGGCGCAAGAAGCGGACGAACUGAGACGCAUGCUGGACAUCCACACCUACCUCUUUGGACUGCAGGAACUGGACGCUCUGUCAGUGUGCCAGGCAGAAGAAGAAGCAACGGCGGCUGAUCUGCAAUGGGAACGCCUCCUCGAGCAUCUCGAAUUGAUCCAUCUCAACCGCAGUGACGCAGUGAGUGCUGAGACGUGGGUUACACGGUCAACGGGCGAAUGGAACGACGCGGAGCUUUCGAAUCCGAGUCGACAGAUCUUCUCCUGCGUGUGUCCAGUGUCUGCAACUCUUCUUCCACAUCAAACGUUUCUGAGAGGAGAACUUGACUCUGCCGGAUAUGUCAAGUUAUUCCGAGUUCACCUGCCCCCUGGUCGGUGGACGAUUGGCCUCGCCAUUACGUGCUCAGCACCGAUUGACGUGUCACUCCUUAUGCUCCUCGCAAAGCGCCGCCACUGCGCUGUAAAUCAGGAAGAAGGCCGUCGAUCUUUCCGGCCGUUGCCAGACGAACGGGGCGGGUCACAAACCGAGGUCUUGCGUGACAUCUGUCUGUCCAUCGAGAAACCGAGUGUUCGCGAAAUGUCCUCUCGAUCGGAACGGCCGGCGGUUCGGCGUUCCUCCCCUCACAGAAACUCUGUGGCGGCGUCGCGCCUCCCUAUCCCCUCGUUAGAUCCUUCGUUGACUCUCUUGAGUGCAACGCCGCCAGAGUGGAAUGCCUUUGCAUCGGUGUAUGUACACCCGAAGGAACCCCAAAUCCUCCACGUUCGCACUCCUCCCGGAGGCACACCAGAUGGGGGUUGGCUGCUGCUCCGUGUCCAGUCUGCUUUGGAAAACAGGAGGCUCCUCGAGAGGCCCUCGGAGAACUACGCAAAUGCCCUAAAUGCGGUGUCUUGUUUAUCUCCGCAAUUUCCAGACGAUUCGUUGCUUACGCCGGACCCAAAUGCAGUGAGCAAAUGUGCAGAACGAGGCCGCUUUGCCGCUGCUCUCUCAGAGCCAGAGAAAUCUUCCGCGCCUCGAACCAAACACACGGGGGAUUCUCCGUGCUUCACCAGGGUGUACGGCGGGGGGCGAGCCUCCAAUGGAAGCGUGGAGAAAGGUCAUGAAAUGAGAAGGUACCGUGGAAAAAAAACCAAAUUUUCCGUCAGCGUCCACUCCGUGUUCCUUCACCCUGCGCUUGCGACCCAAGAACGGGAGGGUGAGGAGAGCUUGGAACGACGAAGGUCGAGCUACGGACUGUCGGAAAAAGAUACAGAAAGGAACAAAGGCGUCGGCGAGAACCCGACAGAGUCACUCUCGCGCUCUGUCUCCUUUGUCCCAGAGGACCAAGACGUGGCUUUGGAAGACACCCCGAACGUAGAGCACGAACCCCGAGGAGAUGAAGAAAUGGUUCGCGAUUCCAAUGAUCAUUCGUCCACUCUGUUAGAUCCCCCGAUUCGGCCUUGGAGUGUUCCUACCGGUCGUAUCAUUCCCCGGAUGAAAUGUCGAAGGAAUGUCUGCGUCCAGACUGUCAAAUCGAGCCUUUUGAGGGGCACUCUCAGAUCCUUGCGUGAAGGGCCUCGCCCCCCUCCGGUUCCCCAAUUCUGCAUGUGUGAGGAGUCUUCUUCCGCAUCACUUCCGCGACUGUCGUCUGUCGAGAACGCCCCUCUUUCGCCUCAACGAGGACCACACAAUUCGUCUCCUUAUUGUUCUCCAUGUCCCUCGUCUCCUCUCGGUCGUCCUGCCGCUGAUUCGUCGUCUUCUUCCGUGCCUCCCCUUCGACAUAGCCCUUUAUCUACCUCUUCAUCUUCCACGUUUCCAGCCCCUUUGUCUGCCGAGUUUUCGACCACUUUGUGUGCUUCCUGUCGUGAGCCUGCCGGGAAGAAUCGCCGUUUCUAUGCACCGUCCUUUCCACUACUGAAGGUUCUUCUGGAUGACACUCCAGUGCCCCUUGGGGACUUUUCGUCGCUUCUUUAUCCUCCUUCGUGUGUCCACGGGGAGAGCAGCGCCGCAGCCACACCUCCAGGGGUCCUCUCUGGAUCUCGCUUUGUCCGCUGGCCUCCACGGUUGUUAGUGGAGACAGCGUGGAUUGUUCUUGUUCAUCGAUCUCGAGAGAGACGCUUUGUGCGAGAAGGGCGCAGGGCUCGCGAGAAGCAGAGAAACGCCUGUAGGUCUUCAAAGCAGACUCUGUGUUCAGAGACGCGAGGAGCUCCCUCGGACAACCCACGGCCAGAAAGCGGGCGGAAGGGCAGAAGGCGAAAGCCAGGCCAUCGGACGGCAAGACGGCGCUCUCCGGAGGGACGCAGCGUCCAAGGCUUCAGCUGUCUCGAUAGAGACAGUGGUGUCUCAGCUACGAGCAUCGACGCCGCUUUUGGGUCCCUGGACUCGAGGUCGAGAACGAAUUGCGUUAAAAGGAAAACUGCUUCAGACGAGGAGACAAAAUUGGAGGAAAAUCUAGAAAGAAGGAAAGGCCGAAAGGCUCCGGAUCAGGAGAUGUGCUGCCGACCAAACUCCGGUGUUAGCGCACUGCUGUCCUGCCCGGGGGGUCUUGCAAGCGAGGAGAGAGCGAGGGAAGGUGAGGGGGUAGAGAAGCAGCGCCUGGAGAACAACCGACUGGACAUCGAAGGGGAAAAGCGUGGAGAAGACCAACGACACUUCACUGCAUUUUCGCGAGCAGAGCAACAAGGAUGGGAUGACCGCGAAGGUGCCAGCGAUCGGGAGGAAGAUUCACUUGCCACCUUCACCUUCACCUUUUUUCUCCGUCGCUUUGGCGUCGCGUUCCUAGCCCACAGAGCGCUUCACUCUUUUCUCCUUUCUCUGCUUUUCUACGCGCCUCUCCUGACUCCCGUCUCUCCGACUCAGCAGCGCGACGCCUCCUGCAGGAAGAAUACGCGUCCGUGUCACCCCUCAACCUUUGAUUUUGAACUGGGGGUUUCCUCAGGUCCAGAAAACAGCCCUUUUUCUGGACCUCUCAGAAAGCAUCGAACUGUGCAGGAAGCGCACUUGUGUCCCUCUGUCAGUCCAGAUUUUUCUACCGUCUCCAACCACCACCACAGACAGCAAGCAGAACUGGACUCUCGGAUUCGUGGUUUUCUCCCGCUGUUCUCUGCUCGCCUCUUUGGGCGCCUCACCGGCCUCUUGAGUGCCUCCAACGACACGCGCCCCUUUCGCCAGUCUCUCGAAGACUUUCUCUGUCUCGCCGUUGAGGCGCUUCUCGCACAAAUCGAAGUAGACCAGGCAGCUUGUAUGGCGAAUCAAAGCUCGGCAGAGAUAUGCGAAAACACGGGACCUGUGGUGUGUGCCACGGCCUGCAACUCACGUUUAAAACAGCAUUUGAGUCCGCAAACGAGUUUGCCGUCUUCGCAUCUCGCGAUAUCUUCUCAAGGUCAGUUGAGGACGGCGACUUGUGGCAGGCGAAAGGACACUCUCAACCCAGACGACGUUUCCACUGACAAAGGCGAGGGCCUUUGUCUUGCCGUUUCGCAUGCAGCCGCCAAACAAAUUGUGGACCGCGUGUUUUAUGAAGACGGAACCAAAGAGUAUCGCCUAGCCGCUUUGCAGGCCCUUGACUCCCACCGGCUGGCCGCGCUCGCAGCAGUGCAGGCCACCCGGCGCCCGGCGCUUCGGACGCGUUGGGAGCGGGGCUUCUCGUCGCAUCUUCUGGCCUUCUCUCUGCCUUUUCCUUCCUCACCCUUCCUCGCUCUGGGCCCCGAGCCGCAGCCGGCGCUGUCGGAGGGCAAGCCGGCCGACGCCGCUUUCGUCGUCGACGGCUUGGUUCACUUUCUCUGCACAGAGGCCGCGGAGCUUCUCCACGAAGGCCACAGCGACAUUCGUCGAGUGUGUUUUUUGAAGAUGCUGCCCGCGCGAGAAGCCCCGACAGACACGAAGCAGUUCUCUGAGAGUCGCAGCGUGGCUGAAGGCACCCGCGUCUCCUUCGCCGCUGAAGACAAGAAAAAGAAAAGCAGUGGAAGACCUUCGGGGUUAGAAGGACUGGAGAGAUGCCGAGACGGAGACAGGGAGACAGCAGAGGAGAUGAACACAGGCGGGAACGUGGCACCGACAGAAAUGCGUUUCUUUUCUGCGUCGUGUGCCAACAAAGGAAAGGCCGAAGGAAGAGUAGAGAGAGUCGGCAGAGAGGCCCUCGAUCGCAUAAACGAAUGGCUGGUGUCAGCAGACCGGUACAAGCCUUUGUAUGCUGACAUAGAGAAUUCGACGGGGAGCGAAGAAAGAAGAGACACAACGUCAAGAAUGGACCCAAGGUUGCUGCCGGGGAGUCUGGUGAAAGCCUUUGCAGCUAGACCUUUUAUCAAAAAGCUCGACUACAUCGAUCGCAAAGAGGCUCUGCUGGCAGCCAAAGAGCUGGACUUUGCUGCCACCGAAAAGAGCGCCUCUGCGGCUGUGCUGCUCGCGAAGAUUUAUCCUUUGUUGAGAGACCUUCUGGGCGUCUUCUCCGACUCGCAGCUGCCUGCGCCCUCCUGCUACACAUUGCGUUCUCCUCUCUACGAGUCGUCUCUGUUCCCCGGCUUUUCGCAGCCUCUUCGCGGGUCUUGUGGUUCUUCUUUCACACCGCGAAGAGGUCGUUUGUCUCUGCGGACCCGCGAGCGGACAGAGACAGGUAGAGAUCAGAACUCUCGACUCGAUAGCAACCUGGUAAACCACCAAGACAGCGAGGCGCUGCAGGAGAUUCUUCGGAGCGUAUGGACAGGACUAGAAAAAGCGGCAGUGUUGACUGUCGAAUUCAUGGAACAGGCGAGAACGGAGUACAACGCUCACGCACUUAUCAGAAUGAGACACAGGCCCUCUGCCAAAGAGGCCUUGGGCGAAUUGGCAAGACUCUACAGAGACCAGGUGGAUAGACUGUUCAUUCUCAGUGUGGGGAGUAACGCCUUCAGCAAAGCUCUGCAAAAUAAUCACGUUCGAGAGCAGCUGAGGUCUCUUUAUCGGCAAAGUCUUGACUUGGAAAGACAGCAGCUGGAACUGCACGAUGCCCUGCACGAGGUCCCUGAAACUGAAGAGAACGGAGACGAAAGGCGACAGACAAGAGACAGAAUUCGGCGAGCAGAAGCAGCCUAG
Messenger RNA from Toxoplasma gondii ME49, 7176 nucleotides. RefSeq lists its product as hypothetical. The transcript is spliced from 5 exons. The record is from RefSeq and is a predicted model, not a curated record. The coding region runs from base 1 to 7176 and encodes 2391 amino acids. Lineage: Eukaryota; Apicomplexa; Conoidasida; Eucoccidiorida; Sarcocystidae.